GGACCCGCGGACCACCGGCCUGAUUCGAUUCCGUCCGAUAUACCUACCCGUACGUGUUAGAUUCCACGUACGCGCGCGUGUGAAAACGAUGCCGAACGCUUGUUUGCGGGGGUUUCGAACGCUCGCGUUUUCACUGUUUUUAAUUCCCCGUGAAUACGCGCGCACGCGUGUGCAAACAACACGUGCGACGAGCAUAAUUAUUACACUACACUAUACAAUUAUACCAAACAUGUAACGACACAACAACAAUGCCAUCUACGAUAAUGGCAAUUACCGGCUGUGCAUAAUAUAACAUCAUUAUCGUUAUUAUCGUUAUAGUUGUACGCUAUAAGACCGUAACCGGCCGAUUUCCGAAAUCUUCCGUCGAACACAUCACGGACGUGUGAACCCGCCCGCGUUUACAGGCUCCGGCGGCGCCCGCCAGUUGGCAAAGCGGUCCCGCAGCGGCAUCAUCGUAGCCGUCGUCGUCGUAGUCCGCCGUCUUAUCAGCAAAACGGCUCGUACUAUAUCAAAACGUACGGAAUUCGACAUAAUAAUAUCACACGGCGUGUGUCUGCGGCACCAGUUAUACAGUAAUUAUUCACAGAUCGGUACCGAUAUACUUGUGUAUAUUACACUGACGUCGAAACGAAAUUCGCGGAGACGGGGGAGGGAAGUAAAAAAAAAAUAGCAACCGAUUUUGGUUGGAAACGUUUAUGUCGGGCGCUAUUGUUUGACGGUUCACUUGUUGCGACAAUGUUUUUUCGCCAAUUCACGCGACGACAGCAAUAAUUAUACAUAUACAUAUACCGGAUACGUAUAUAUCGGCGGUGGCGGAGGCGGAUCACACACCCCGACGAUCACGGCGACGGCGCCGCUCGUUAGCGGUAUAAUAUCCCGACACCCGUCAGUCAUUAACCUUCCGUGCACUGCAGCCGUCGUAGACUCUCUGCGGCGAACGGACAUCACCGACUCGCCACGAAGACAUGCAUCACCCGCCGUGGUCGCCACUGUGUCUCGUCCUGUGUCUGGUCGUCGGAGCAGAAGUCCUACUGGCCGCCGAAAACGUCACGUCCAUCCCGAUACAGGAAGGUCCACAAGCACGAUGCUCAAAUAAUUACACGAUGACUUGCGUUAAGAGGGACGUGCUUUUGCUCCUAGACGGUCUGGAUGGCGAACGAAGCUAUGAAAUUUAUCCAGGAUUCACAUUAUUUCAGAGGCGUAGUUCGUCUGCUAGCCUACUGACGACCAAUGAGUCACUGAAUGCGGCUAACUCCAGCCAGCUGGACCACAUGAUCGCCAAACGGCUCAAUGAUUAUGUGGAAAGCAUCGAUCUACGGGUCAGACUCCUCAAUCCGAUCAACGCGACAGCCCGAUCGGUUGGUAACAGCAUGUUCGAACGGAUAUUGCCGUUUCUCAGAAUGAGUAGAAAAAAGAAAGACCAUCACGGAUUGUACUGGGCGGCGGGCACGAUGGCUGCUGUCGGAGCCAGCGCUCUGAUAGCACUUUCCAGCAAGGCUCUGAUGACGGCGGGUGCGGCAUUAGCACUAGCCAUCUACAGCUGCAUGAAAGGCGGAGGAGGCGGCGGCGGUGGCGGCAAGGGCGGUGGCAGUCACCUAACUGCCACGCUGAUGGAGGAGAGCACACUGGUGCCGCACAGGCAGUGUGCCGAAGCGGUGGUGGACAUUUCGGGUAUGCACAACUAUCCGGCGGACGUGGAACGAUAUCCCGGGUCACGGAAGACAGUGGACAUCGUGUCACCCGCCAUGCCCGUCUACAGGAUCCACCAGACAUCUGAGGACUAUUCAUCGUCGUAUGGUCCGUCUCAGUCCCAAGCCCAGUACCCGUAACGCCCUCGGACAACCUUGGCCAGUGGUGGCAUUUACGAUUAUAAUGGCGAUAACUAAGACCUAAAAUUGUUUCAUCAUACAAAUUAUAUAAAUAAAUUAAGCAAAACAAAAAAUAGGAUCGCCUCUUCGGUCAAAUAAGUAUCACAUUUGAAUUAAACUGUUCUUAAAUGCCAAACUAUUUAAAUUUUAAAUUUUGACAUAAUAUUGAAGUUUACACGAAAAUGUUAGAUUUUGAUUAUUAUCGGAUCCUAUUCACUACGACUACUCAACGUUCCACUUCAAAAAAUAUUAUAAUUAAAUAUCAUUAACUAUAUUUUUAUUUAUUAUUUAAUAUUAUUAAAUAAUAAGAUUAUUAUUUCUAUUAAUUUACAAGUAAUAAUAAUAUAUAUCUUACGAUAAAUAUUAACUGGCUAGUAGUUAAUCAACUUAUACUUUUUAAUUUACGUUUUUGUAUUACCCACAUAUUCUGUAAAAAUUAAAAUGUCCUGUUCGAGUCCGUUACACAUGCUUAUAAUAUAAGGAAUUCAUUUGCGCUGCAUAAAAAUAUUAAUAAACCACAAAAACUAUACUAUAAUAUUAUAUUAUUACAGCACCACAGCAAUUUUUUCUUGUUUAUACAAUAUUAUAACGAAUCAUUAUUCAUUGACGGCAAUAUAACUUCGUUUUUUUUUUUUUUUUUGGUUAACACGAAACCUUCUUUGUCGGCGCCACUGCCGUCAUCCCAUCAAUUAUAAUCAUAAUAUUUUAUAUUAUAUUCUUUCAUGUUUUCUAUAAAAAAAAUAUAAAAAUAGUCUUAUAAAAUGUGUGUAUGUUCAGUGGUGAUGUGUGUUGAUACAUUCACGCUACGAUGAUGUGAUAACUAAUAGUAGUAUUACCAUAGGUAUAUUUCUUGAUUUGCAAUGUAUCAUAGUUUUAAUUUCUAAUUCCAUGACAUGUUUUAUUAUAAAAUAAGAUAAUUAAAAAUCUGGUGUUAGUUAGUGUAAUAAUUUAAUUAUCAUUAUUAUAAUAAUAGUAUAAUAUGUUAGUAAUAUACUCCAUAUAAGGUGAUUGGUAGAUUUAUGCCAAUUAACAAAAUUUAUAUUUUUUAUUUUUAUAAGCAAUAAAUUAUUUAUUUUAGAA
This is a messenger RNA of Rhopalosiphum padi (bird cherry-oat aphid), 2948 nucleotides long. RefSeq lists its product as uncharacterized. The coding region runs from base 966 to 1829 and encodes 287 amino acids. The record is from RefSeq and is a predicted model, not a curated record. Lineage: Eukaryota; Metazoa; Arthropoda; Insecta; Hemiptera; Aphididae. The transcript is spliced from 4 exons.